Musa acuminata subsp. malaccensis (wild Malaysian banana) is the source of this 1307-nucleotide messenger RNA. The record is from RefSeq and is a predicted model, not a curated record. NCBI's taxonomy places the organism in Eukaryota, Viridiplantae, Streptophyta, Magnoliopsida, Zingiberales, Musaceae.
AGGAAGGAAGAAGAGCAGGCAAUGGAGAAAAGGAAGAAACAGGAGGAAGAAGAGGAUUUGCUGGAGGAACCGGAAGGUGGAAGAAGAGGAGGACAUGCAGCAGGACAAGGAGGAAGAAGAGAAGUGUACUCCAUCAGUGACACGCUGAGCUGGGAGACGGGGAGGUCGCAUGUCGAGCCAGGAGGAGCAAAUACCACUGUGGUGCUUUUCCAUUCUGAAUAACAGAACAUUUAUUCUCUUGUAAAUUACCCAAUGGAUAUGAUGUCAUGAUUUCAUGGAUGCUAUUAGGGCAUCUUUUAUUUUAAUCACAGUUUGAAGAUUCUAUUGGAGGAUGCAGAAAAGUAUUUGUCCUUGAUAAGUUUCUAUAAAGUUUUAGCAGGAGAACCAGAUUUAUGGGUGCAUUCUGUUGCUGUCUAUGUCCAGAGGACUUUGAAGAACAUGCCUACUCAAGCAAUUCCAUAUAUCGGCACUGCAUAUGCUUAAGAUAUUUCUUUCAUCGGCUCCUGGAUGGGUAUGGUGCAACAUUUCAAAGACUUGAUGGACGCUCGGUACCAUCCCAGAUUCAGAUAACAACUCCAUCGUCGUUGUCGACAGCAACUGGAAAUGCUCCUGAUAAUUCAGCAUGUGAGACUUACCACGUUGUGCCUUUACCUCAACCAUAUGAUGCAGAUCCUAGGUAUUCCCGCUUACAGCGUGAAGGAUUGGUCUCGAGACGUGAGAAGUCUAUGAACCACACACAAGAAGAGCUGCACACUCUUAGAAGAAAUGGUAGCAGUUCUGCUGUCGAAACCUUGGGUGCCAUUAAAAAGCGAAACAUUGCAGAAUCUGAAGAAGGAUUUAAACUUACCCAUCCUGAAUCUGAGAAAUAUCUGUCUGCAAAAGCAUGUGAUACAAGUUUUGUUAUUACAACCUCAGAAGAUGAAGAUGUCUGCCCUACAUGUCUGGAGGAGUAUACUCCAGAAAAUCCAAAAAUUGUGGCAAAUUGUUCUCAUCAUUUUCAUCUGAGCUGUAUAUAUGAAUGGAUGGAAAGAAGUGACACUUGUCCAGUAUGUGGCAAGGAGAUGGAAUUUUGUGAGAGCCCGUGAUAAAGACAGUAUAUAUAUUCUGGAGCAUGCAAUACUGGACAAUGUUUCUAAAUAAAUUUUAUGUCACCACUGUAAGAACUAUCAACAAAAUGAGCGCUGUAUCUACCCUGAAAGUGUUUGAAAUUAAAAGAUCGUGUAGCUCAAAAAUAACAAAGUGUUUUAUGAUUUUGUUUUCUAUUUUGCUGUUUUGCAUGAUGAAUUGAGUUAGAGACUUCUGCAAUA